Lindgomyces ingoldianus is the source of this 1036-nucleotide messenger RNA. Its product is annotated as 3-hydroxyisobutyrate dehydrogenase-like protein. The transcript is spliced from 3 exons. NCBI's taxonomy places the organism in Eukaryota, Fungi, Ascomycota, Dothideomycetes, Pleosporales, Lindgomycetaceae. Gene Ontology annotation, cellular component: mitochondrion. The record is from RefSeq and is a predicted model, not a curated record. Bases 1 to 981 code for a protein of 326 amino acids. Gene Ontology annotation, molecular function: NAD binding; NADP binding; 3-hydroxyisobutyrate dehydrogenase activity. Gene Ontology annotation, biological process: L-valine catabolic process.
AUGACAUCGCCGGAUAAAACAGUGGCCUUUGUGGGUCUGGGAGUAAUGGGCUACCCCAUGGCCCUCAACCUUCGUAAAGGCCUCGGUCCUGACUACACUCUCCUAAUAUGCGACGUUGUGCCGGACGCAAUAUCACGAUUCCAAAAGGAUGCACAAGGUGAAGGGCCAGUAGAGGUAGUAAAGAGUGGAGCAGAAGCAGCGAAAAGAGCUAAUAUGGUAGUGACAAUGCUACCUGAUGGCGCCGCUGUUAAGGAAGUGUAUUUGGAUGCAUUGAACGGCGUCAUUUCGGGGGUUGAGGCCUCCAUCAAAGCUUCCCCACAGAAGAAAAUCAUCAUGGAAUGCGGGACGAUUGAAACUCCCGUGAUACUCGCAGUUGCAAAAGCGACGGAAGCAUCGAGCGUUUCAUCAAAUCUAACCUUCGUCGAUGCACCGGUAUCAGGAGGGCCAAUGGGCGCGCAAGACGGGACGUUAACAUUUAUGGUGGGAACAAAUAACAAAGAUGUGUUCCCAAUGGUGAAGAGUACACUCGCACACAUGGGGAAGGAGGACAGUGUUUUCCUGUGCGGGGAUGUCGGAGCCGGGACUGCCUUCAAAGUCAUCAACAACUACCUUUCGGCCAUAACGUCGCUCGCGGCAUCCGAAGCGCUCAACAUUGGCGUGAAAAUGGGCCUCGACCCCAAGCUUCUGACAGAUGUCAUUAAUGUUUCCGGAGGUCAAUGCUGGGUAACGAGUAAGAGCAAUCCAGUGCCGGGAGUGCAGCAAAACGUUCCAAGUUCCAGAGACUAUGAGGGAGGAUUCCGGAUUGAGUUAUGUGCAAAGGUUUUAAAGAUGGGGAGUCAACUAGCGGAGAUGGUUGGUGCGAGAACGAUAUUGGAUAAGCCGACGUUGGAGGCGUUUGAUGAGGCAAAGAAUGAUAGUAGGUACAGAGGAAAGGAUGCAAGGGUGGUGUAUAAAUGGUUGAACGAGAGCGAGAGGAGGUAGUUUGACGAUGAAUCAUGGAUGCGGCUUCGGCUUGAGAUAUUUUCGUAGAGUUUGC